AUAAUACGGAUAUUGCAAAGCAAGCACGCCAGCCAUCACAAAGAGGAGGGAAAAAGCAAACAGUUCCUGAUCAGGUCUCCUCCUGCCGCCGAUCCUCAGCGACCUGCGACCAGGUGGAGAUGAGGGGUCCGCGGGCCAGCGGGGGGCCCCCGGCGGUGCUGCUGCUGCUGCUGCUGCUGGCUUCAGGCUCCACGGAUGGAUACAAACCUGUCAUCAUCGUCCACGGCAUCCUGGACGGACCCGAACAGUUUAAAAAUCUCUCAGGCUUCAUUAAUGAGGUGCAUCCAGGUACGGAGGUGCAGAUCAUCAGUCUGUUCAACAUCGGGAAGAGCAUGAAGCCGUUGUGGAUUCAAAUCCCAGAGUUCAGGAAGGCCAUCGAGAAAAUCACGAGCACACAUCCUGAGGGAGUCCAUGUGUUGUGUUUCUCACAAGGUGGUUUAAUCUGCAGAGCAGUUCUGUCUACGUCUCCAAAUCACAACGUUCACACCUUCAUCUCCCUGUCAUCGCCCCUGGCUGGACAAUAUGGAGACACAGAUUACCUGCAGUGGUUACCUGGCUGUGUAAAGAAGAAUGCUUAUCUUUUCUGCUACAACAAAGUGGGGCAGCAUUUUUCGUUUUGUGACUACUGGAACGACCCUCACCAUAGAGCCUGCUACCUGAAGGGCAACACCUUCCUGCCUCUGAUUAACGGUGAAAUACCUCACCAGCACCUGACAGAUUGGAGAGAAAACUUCCUGCGUAUAAAGAAGAUGGUGCUGAUUGGAGGACCAGAUGACGGCGUCAUCACGCCAUGGCAAUCCAGCCAGUUUGGGUUCUACGACUCCAACGAAGAUGUUGUGGAAAUGAGGAACCAGGCGUUUUAUAAAAACGACACGUUUGGUCUGAAGACGCUGGACGUCCGCGGCGACGUGUCGGUGUGUGUUCAGUCCGGAGUCAAACACACACACUGGCACUCCGACUUCACCGUGUUCAAAAACUGCGUAGAGAGGUGGCUCAUAUGAAAGAGAUGCUGGUUGGAGGUUCGAUUUGCCCCAAGAUUAUUUAAAACAUGUCAUCUUUAAGAACAGUUUGUACUAAAAGAGAAAUUGUGAAAAGAUUAUGAGGGCUUAACAUGGAGGAUGAGGUAAAAUAUUACAACCCAAUGAAUAAUUGUCCUUCUUUCCCCUGAUGUCUGUAAACACUUUAAUAUUUGUGUUGCUUAAUAAUUGCUCCCUAUAACUUUUAUAUCCAUGUUUCUAUAGACAUACUAGAACAAGACUGCAGAUGUUAAUGUGAAACUAUUGUGUUAUAAUAGAAAGUUUUAUCUGAAACUUUAAGUGCCUUUACAAAGAAUUACCUCGUUGUUUGCAAUCUAUCAUCUAUUUUGAUAUUACUCAUACUCUCCUAAUAAUCCCACUUUCCCCAGAAAGUUAAAAUAAUCAGCUGGUAUGUUAUUUUAUGAUGUUUGUUUGUUUGUUCCAGUUUUAUAGUAACAAAAGCUGUAUAUUCUUGCAAUAAACACCUCAGACUUCCAGUAUUAAAGAGUUUAAAUGGC
Molecule: messenger RNA, 1534 nt
Organism: Xiphophorus couchianus (Monterrey platyfish)
Lineage: Eukaryota; Metazoa; Chordata; Actinopteri; Cyprinodontiformes; Poeciliidae
Product: lysosomal thioesterase PPT2-A-like
Exons: 8
Coding region: 120-1001 (293 amino acids)
Cellular component (GO): lysosome
Molecular function (GO): thiolester hydrolase activity
Source: RefSeq, a predicted model, not a curated record